Trichomycterus rosablanca is the source of this 9613-nucleotide messenger RNA. RefSeq names its product furry homolog a (Drosophila) (gene frya). Gene Ontology annotation, biological process: cell morphogenesis; neuron projection development. The transcript is spliced from 62 exons. The record is from RefSeq and is a predicted model, not a curated record. Lineage: Eukaryota; Metazoa; Chordata; Actinopteri; Siluriformes; Trichomycteridae. Gene Ontology annotation, cellular component: cell cortex; site of polarized growth. The coding region runs from base 176 to 9271 and encodes 3031 amino acids.
UUCAGCGACAGGCUCUGGAAAACACGACGCUGUGGAUACUGGAGUUACUGACGGAAACCUGUAGGUCUGUUCUGGGUACAUUCAAGCAUGGAGGAAACGUUUGGGAACGCAGGGAGCCGGAGAUGCUGUAGGACCGGUUUAUACGGACGGCUGAUUUGAAAAUAAAAGGAGGACGAUGGAUACGGUACACCGCUGUCCCACCAUGGACGGCACUGCUAUGUGCUGGGGCAAGGCCAGUGUGGUCAGCUUCAUUAAGGGUCUGGCAGCCUCUCCCGAAAGCAGCAACCCUCCUGUGGCUUCUGUGAGGCACCCUCGCAGUGAGAAGGGACCCAGCACCAUGAUGCCUAUCAGCGUGGAUCCGGAGAGCCGUCCCGGCGAGUACGUCCUCAAGAGCCUCUUCGCCAACUUUGCAACGCUUUCCGAGCGCAAGAUUUGCCUCAUCAUGGCCGAACCGCUGGAGAAGCCAUUAACUAAAUCACUGCAGAGGGGAGAGGAUCCACAGUUUGACCAGUUGAUCAGCUCAAUGAGUUCUCUGGCUGAAUACUGUCUGCCGUCUAUCCUUCGCACGCUGUUCGACUGGUACAGGAGGCAGAACGGAGUGGACGAUGAGUCACAUGAGUACAGACCACGCUCCAGCACAAAGUCCAAAAAUGAUGAACAGCAGAAGGACUACCUCUUGGAGAGGAGAGAUCUGGCCAUUGACUUCAUCUUCUCCCUCGUUCUUAUUGAAGUCCUCAAACAGAUGCCUCUCCACCCAGGCGUGGACACUUUGGUACUGGAAGUCAUUGACCUGGCCUUUAAGCACUUUAAAUAUAUAGAAGGGUACCACAGUCCUAACGUGGCCAACAUGCAUAUCGUAGCAGAUCUCUAUGCUGAAGUCAUAGGAGUCCUGGCUCAGGCAAAGUUUCCUGCAGUAAAAAAGAAGUUCUUGAGUGAACUGAAGGAGCUGCGUCAGAAGGAGCAGAACCCCGGCAUGGUCCAGAGCACUAUUAGUCUUAUUAUGGGCCUCAAGUUUUUUAGGGUGAAGAUGUACCCCGUCGAGGAGUUUGAGGCAUCUUUUCAGUUCAUGCAGGAGUGUGCACAGUACUACCUGGAAGUGAAGGACAAGGAUAUAAAGCAGGCCCUGGCCGGCCUCUUUGUCGAGAUUUUGAUCCCUGUCGCAGCGGCGGUGAAGAACGAGGUGAACGUUCCCUGUCUGAGGAAUUUUGUGGAGAGUUUGUAUGAAACUACGUUGGAUCUGUCCACUCGGAAGAAGCACUCGCUGGCUCUGUACCCACUGGUGACAUGUUUACUGUGUGUCAGUCAGAAACAGUUCUUCCUCAGCAGAUGGCACGUCUUCCUCACUAACUGCCUCUCCAACCUGAAGAGCAAAGACCCGAAGAUGGCUCGAGUUGCGCUGGAGUCUCUGUACCGUCUUCUCUGGGUCUACAUGAUCCGAAUUAAAUGUGAAAGCAACACUGCGACACAAGGUCGUCUCAACAACAUUGUCACCACGUUGUUUCCGAAGGGGUCUCGCAGUGUGGUCCCAAAAGACAUGCCUCUCAACAUCUUUGUUAAAAUCAUUCAGUUUAUUUCACAGGAGCGACUUGAUUUUGCCAUGAAGGAAAUUAUCUUUGACCUUUUGUCUGUGGGAAAAUCUGCAAAAACCUUCAGUCUUAAUCCAGAGAGAAUGAAUAUUGGUCUGCGAGCGUUCCUGGUCAUUGCUGACAGGCUACAACAGAAGGAUGGAGAUCCACCGAUGCCCAACACAGGAGCAACGCUGCCGUCUGGAAAUACACUGCGGGUCAAAAAGACCUACCUGAGCAAAACCCUCACUGAAGACGAAGCCAAACUCAUAGGAAUGUCUCUCUAUUACUCCCAAGUACGUAAAGCCAUCGAUAACAUCCUGAGGCAUCUGGAUAAAGAAGUGGGUCGCUGUAUGAUGCUCACCAACGCACAGAUGCUCAACAAAGAACCGGAGGACAUGAUCACUGGGGAGAGGAAGACUAAGAUCGACCUGUUUAGAACUUGUGUGGCCGCCAUCCCUCGUAUCCUGCCUGAUGGAAUGAGUAAACCAGAACUCGUUGACCUGCUGGCUCGGUUAACCAUCCACAUGGACGACGAGUUGCGUCUGAUAGCUCAGAAUUCUCUCCAGAGUCUGUUACUGGACUUCUCAGACUGGAGGGAGGAGGUGCUGCUGGGUUACACUGGUUUUCUGCUGAGGGAGGUACAGGAUACCCAGCAAUCACUGCUGCACUCCUCUAUCAAACUGCUCCACCAGCUCCUCACUCAAUGGAGAGUGGCACUGCUUACCUCCAACAGGAGCAACGAACAGUCCAACAUCUGCUCUACAGAGUUACUGCAGGGUGUACCAGGAUCCAGGCCUCGAUCUGACGCUGCACCUCUGUCAGUGGUGUUACGAGCUUUAGAGGGUCUUUCCCUGGUGCUACUCUGCUCCUGCCACACCACCACCCGAAAACUGUCCGUGUCUGUACUGAGAGAACUCCGUCUUCUGCUGCUAACUGUCACACACACUGAGGAGGACGAGCGGCCAAUGCUGGACGUGCUGGACCAGGCCAGCCAAGUUGUACUGGAGAGCUUCACCCAUGUGUUAAGUGACUCGAUGUCUGUACCUUCAGGGCACCAGGCUGAUCUGCAGUGGUUGGUGGAGUGGAGCGGAUCUCUCCUCAGCAGCCACUACGAUGUGUGGAGUCCCUCAUCUGUGUGGGUCGUUUCACAGUGGGCACGGGACCCCUGGGCACUCUGCCUCUUCAGCCUGCUGAGACAGGAGCACCUGCCCAAACAGUGUCCGACAGCACUGAGCUACGCCUGGCCCUACGCCUUCACCCGCCUGCAGCUGCUCAUGCCGCUCAUCGAGCCUGGCAACCCAGCUAAUGCUAAAAAGACAAGUGCGUCAGCUUCAGGUGACAGCUAUGUGCCUCUGUGGAGGAAUUACCUCAUCCUUUGUUUCGGUGUGGCCAAGCCAAGCAUCAUGAGCCCGGGUCAUCUACGAGCCUCUGCGCCCGAAAUUAUGACCCCUACUAAUGAUAACGGCUGCAGCUACGAUUACAAGGUUGUAGGAACACCGUCAGUGGCUUGGCUCCUGAAGCAGCUCGUUCCACUCAUGCGCUCUGAGAGCAUUGAAAUCACAGAGGCCCUGGUGCUCGGCUUCGGCCGCACCAACUCGCUUAUAUUCAGGGAGCUGAUUGAAGAACUUCAUCCUCUCAUGAAAGAAGCUCUGGAAAGAAGACCAGAGAAUAAGAAACGGCGGGAGAGGAGAGAUCUGCUCAGGCUCCAGCUGCUGAGGAUUUUUGAGCUUCUGGCGGACUCUGGAGUAAUCAGCGACAGUACUAAUGGGGCUCUGGAACGUGAUACCCUGGCUCUGGGAGCGCUCUUUCUUGAAUAUGUAGAUCUGACCAGGAUACUGUUGGAAGCUGAAAAUGACAAAGAUGUGGAGAUUCUCAGAGACAUCCGAUCUCACUUCAGUGCCAUGGUGGCCAACCUCAUACAAUGUGUACCAGUGCAUCAUCGACGCUUCCUGUUCCCUCAACAGAGCCUUCGACAUCACCUCUUCAUCCUGUUCAGUCAGUGGGCUGGUCCGUUCAGCAUCAUGUUCACUCCUCUUGAUCGUUAUAGUGACCGCAACCAUCAGAUCACACGCUACCAGUAUUGUGCCCUAAAGGCCAUGUCAUCUGUGCUGUGUUGUGGUCCAGUGUUCGACAGCGUGGGUCUCUCACCAGAUGGAUACCUCUACAAGUGGCUGGAUAACAUCUUAGCCUGCCAGGAUACGCGGGUGCAUCGGUUGAGCUGUGAGAUCGUGGUGCUGCUGUUGGAACUGAACCCAGAUCAGUCCAAUUUGUUCAACUGGGCUGUGGAUCGUUGUUACACCGGAUCGUACCAGCUGGCCUCGGGCUGCUUCAAAGCCAUCGCCACCAUAUGUGGGAGCAGAAAUUAUCCUUGUGACGUUGUGACAUUACUGAACCUCAUCCUGUUCAAGGCAUCAGAUUCCAGCAGGGAGAUUUGUGAGAUUGCUAUGCAAUUAAUGCAAAUUUUAGAGAUGAAGCUGCGAGUUUAUUCUAAGAGAAUAUUAGAAGAGAAAAAAAGCAGCAUUCUGCAUGGCACCCACGGUCCUCUGCCCCCUCUCUACAGCCUCUCUGUGGAACAACUGUCUGCCCAGCUUGCCAGGAUGUACCCCGAACUCACCUUACCCCUCUUCUCAGAAGUCAGUCUGAGGUUUCCCUGCGCCCACGCUAACGGGAGGCAGGUGAUGCUGAAAUAUCUGCUGCCGUGGCUGCGAAACAUGGAGCUGGUGGAUGGAGGUCUGCUGCCCAUUACCUCCAGUCCUGCCCACCUGUUAGAUAAGAGGCAUGGCUUUUCCAUGAUCCCACCUUUAUCACACCUCCCAGGUUCAGGCUGGGGCUCGGCACAGGCAACCUCGUUUGUCCUCAACAACCUCAUGUUUAUGACCGCCAAGUAUGGAGAUGAUGUGGCGGGUUCGGAGAUGGAGAACGCCUGGACCGCUCUGGUGUGUAACGAAAAAUGGAUCAGUAACUUACACACGGUUCUGCAGUUCCUCAUCAGUCUUUGUGGAGUCAGCAGUGAUACGGUGCUUCUCCAACACAUUAAGAAGGUGGUGAUCUACCUGUGCAGGAACAACACCAGACACACAAUGAUGGAGCUGCUGUUUGAACUACAGCAGACCGACCCUGUUAAUCCAGUAAUCCAGCACUGUGAUAAUCCCCCAUUCUAUCAGUUUUCAGCCACCAGCAAGAUCUCCAGUGCCAUCUCUGGUACAACGUCCAGCAGUAACACUGUUGUUCCUGCUCAGGAUAUUAUUGCUGACACUGAUGAUGAUAAACUUAUCAAGGAAAAUGAGGACAGGCUGAGCAGUAUGUUGAGGACCCAUAACCGCUUGGAGUCUCGCCACAGCAACAGUUCCGGAGGCUCGUACGAUGACGAAAAGAGUGAACCUCUCCCAUUGUAUGCUGACUGGCUGAUCAACGUGCUGGAGACCAAUCAGCCGCUGCCUUUACCCAUGCCUGCUAACGGAGGCUGCUGGGCGCCUCUGGUAGACUACCUGCCCGAAACGGUGACCCUGCGAGGGCCUUUACACAGGUGUAAUAUAGCGGUGAUCUUCAUGACGGAGCUGGUGGUAGAUCACAGUGUGAGAGAGGACUGGUCCAUACAUCUGCCCGUGCUCCUCCACUCCCUCUUUCUGGGAAUGGACCAUUGUCGACCUGAGGUGUUUGAACACUGUAAGCGUCUCCUCAUGCAUCUGCUCCUCACGCUGUCCUGCAGCAGGAGUUUUCCCUCCAUCUCCUCCACACUGCUGCACUCCAAAAAUUCUGGUACCCAACCCACCUACCAGCCCGACUUCUUCUACACAGGUGGCAUUGAUUUUCUGCGGGAUGCCCAAGCGUCUCCGGUGCCCGACUCUGGCUUGAGCUCGUCUUCCACGUCGUCGAGUCUGAGUCUGAGUCUGGGCAGCAGCAGCAGCAGCAACCUGCCCCAUUUCUCUACUGACGAGUCGGAAACACUGGAGAGCAGCACUGAGAGCGAUGAGAAGAGCUGCAAACUGGUGGAGUUUCUCACCACACGGCCAUUUGGACCGUUAUGGUGCCAUGAAGACAUCACCCCAAAAAGCCAGCAGUGUAAGAGCACAGAGCUGCUAACCAACUUCCUCCGCCAUGUAGUCUCAGUUCUUAAAGAGUCCAAACCAGGGGCAUGGCUGGAGCAGCAGCUGAGUGAUGUGGCUUUGCAGACGGCCCUGUCCAGCUCGUCGAGACAUUAUGCCGGUCGUUCCUUCCAGCUUUUCCGUGCACUCAGACAACCAAUUUCAGCGCUGGCCAUGUCCGAACUGCUGUCCAGGCUUGUGGAGGUGGUGGGGGAGCACGGAGAGGAGGUACAGGGUUACGUGAUGGAGCUCCUCCUUACUCUGGAGUCUGUGGUGGAUAAUCUCGCCGAAUGCCUGAAGAAAUGUGAUUUAAUGGCUGUGCUCACCAGAGCUUCAUCUCCAGACCUCCUGACAGAGAGCAAACUCUCAGUGAACAAGAAGAGCAGCAGUCAGCUCGAUUUGAUGCCCGGCUCUGGAACGGCGUCUGAGAAAAUCCGCCAUCAGCGGAGCUACUCCGUUCCUAAACGCUUCGGUGAAGCAGAGCAUUCUUCGGACAUUCCUCGAAGUGCCACCCUGGACCGCAUCAGUGCCCGCGCCCAGCGACGCCAGGGCAAUUUAGGCAAACUUCGCUCACACUCGUCCAGCGUAUCCAACUCCUACAGGGAAGAUGUUGUUUCCACCAACCCUGCCAACGCAAACCACCCUCACAACCUUCUAGCGACCAUCUUCUGGGCAGCUGUGUCCCUUAUGGAGUCAGAUUUUGAGUUCGAGUACCAGAUGGCACUGAGGCUGCUGGUCAAGCUGUUAUCUCAUAUCACUCUGAAGAAGCAAGAGAACCGAGAGAAGCUGGAGAAGAUCCAGAGCCAGCUGAGGUGGAACGGCUUUAAUGGGCUCCAGCAGCCCAUGCUCAAGGGUUUCACAUCUGCUUCCACUACAGAGGUCACACUGCAGCUCUUCUCUCAGCUCACGCCUGUUUCUCGCCUGCCUGUGGUGGACACGUCCCAGUCCAUAGGUUUCAUGUUGAACGUGCUGUGUCUGCUCCCUCACCUGGUGCAGCACUUCGAUUGUCCCACUCAGUUCUGUAAGGACGUAGCCGAGAGGAUCGCUCAGGCGUGCCUUGUUGAGAAGAACUCCAAGCUGUCGAAUUUGGCCCACGUGAUGAUGCUGUAUAAGACUCACUCCUACACACGCGACUGUCUGUCCUGGGUGAACGUGGUGUGUCGAUACCUGCACGAGGCCUUCAGUGAAAACACACUGUGCAUGGUGACCUACAUGGUGGAGUUGUUGGAGAAAGGAUUACCCAGCAUGCAGCAGAGUCUCCUGCAGAUUAUCUACAGUCUGCUCACACACAUGGACCUCAGUGCCAUCCAGACCAAGAACUUCAACACCGAUGUCAUAAACACCAUCGACAAGUUUGUUCAGACGGCACACUGGAAGGAAGCUCUGAACAUUCUUAAGCUGGUCGUGUCUCGAUCUGCCAGUCUGGUCCUCCCCUCGUCCCCUUCAGGCAGGAGCGUCUCCCAUGUGGAUGUCAGUCGCGUGUGGGACACGGCGUCUAAAUCUCUACCCGGCAAGACCCUUGAUUUUCACUUUGACAUCUCGGAGACGCCGGUGAUCGGGCGCCGUUAUGAUGAGCUUCAUGCUUCUCCAAGACGGGGUGAGAAAGUCGGAGCAGAGGUGGCUGUGACUCGCAGCACCUCCUCCACCUCCUCCGGCUCCAACAGCAUCAACCACGUGCUGGUUCCCGUCAGCUGGAAACGGCCUCAGUCCUCACAAAAGAGAACAAGGGAGAAGCUGGUGAACGUGUUGACUCUGUGCGGACAGGAAGUGGGGCUGAGCAAAAACCCUUCGGUGAUCUUCUCGUCGUGUGGCGAGCUGGACCUGAUCGAUCACCAGCCCAGUCUGGUGUCCUCGGAGGACGGCACCCGGGACCUGGACAACAUGGACGACACGACCUCGGAGCAGCAGUUCCGUGUUUUCCGGGACUUUGACUUCUUGGACGUGGAGCUGGAAGAUGGAGAGGGGGAAACAGUGGACAGUUUUAAUUGGGGCGCAAGGAGGCGCUCUGUGGACAGUCUGGACCGUAUCGAGCAGCGGUUGGAGGAGGACGAGAGCCAGCUUUCGGGCAGUUCGCCCAGCCUGGGACCCAUAAUCCGCCGAGAUUCAGACGAGUCAUCUGAAGAAGAUUCUCUCACAGUCAGCCAGAUCCUGUCCUCCUCACGACUCAAUGUCAUCAUGUCUCCAGCCGAGCAGAUGAACCACACUGUCUGUUCUCCUUCCUCACUGGAUCCUGUGCCAGCUGAACCCCUCUCUCCAUCCCUAUCAGUGCCCGGCCUCCAGCCUGCUAUGCCCGAGGACUCGACCCCGAGGACUGACUUAUCAGCAGAAGAUGAAGAAGCCAGCAUCCAUGAGGAUGAAAUCUGUCUCCGCAUUACUGAGUCUCCGACUGAUGGUGCGUUUAUUGACUUUCAGGAAGAGGAUAAGAUAGACGUAAACUCCGGCUGUGCAUUCAGCAGGGUCGGGGAUCAGCAAAGUUUAGUGACGGUAACUGAAGAAGAAAGGGAAGAUCUCGAGUCACAUUCCUCCUCCCCUCCUCCAUCUCCGUUCUUUUCUGCAAUUCUUGCUGCCUUCCAGCCUGUAGCGUGUGACGAUGCAGAGGAAGCCUGGCGCUGCCACUUCAACCAACUGGUCGCCGACACAGACGGGUCCUGCGCCGUCUACACCUUCCACAUUUUCUCCACACUCUUCCAGAACAUCCAGAAUAAAUUCUGUUCCUUCACGUGUGAUGCUGCUGGAUACCUUGGUGAUGGUCUUCGAGGAAUAGGAACAAAAUUUAUGAGGUCGUCGCAGAUGCUUACGUCCUGCUCUAAAUGUCCCACGCUGUUUAUAGAUGCCGAUACCAUUGUUUCGUAUGGACUGCUGGAUAAAAUGAAGUUCAGUGUUUUGGAGCUGCAGGAGUAUCUGGACACAUAUAACAACAGGAAGGAAGCAGCUAUCUCAUGGCUGCAGGACUGCAAAACCACCUUUCCAAAAAGCUCAGGGGAAGCAAUGAUCACAUAUCAGCCUGCCGAGGUUGAAGAAAAGCAGAUGGAAUCUCUUGCACAACUGGAACUGUGUCAAAGACUUUACAAACUCCAUUUUCAACUGCUCCUGCUUUUUCAGUCAUACUGUAAACUGAUCGGUGAAGUCCAUUCUAUCAGCUCUGUGCCAGAGUUGCUAAACAUGUCCAGGGAGCUGAAUGAGCUGAGGAAUAACCUGCGAAUGGCAGCAGCUUCAUUAGCUGGAGAGCAGACAGCACAAGGCCCUAAUACAUCCGCCGAUCCUUCCUUCAGCUCAUCUGAGGCCGCAGUGCAGGCCGUCCUGGAAAGUCUUAGAAACAACGAGUUCUCCUCCGCCAUCCGCUACAUUCAGGAAUGCAGGAAACUGUGGCCCAGGGACAUUUUUGGCAGCAGCUCAGAGAAUGAAACCCAGACUCUUCUAAAUAUCUACUUCCGUCAUCAGACUUUAGGUCAAACGGGCACGUUUGCCCUAGUGGGCUCCAGGCAGGACAUAUCCGAGGCCUGUACUCGUCUCACCGAGCUCAACCAGGAGAUCCAUGACAUGAUUCGACGAGCUCAGGGCUACAGCACAAUCACCUCCUUCCUACCUGACUCCAGUGUGACUGGGAUCAGCCUCUGAGAUGCUGCUCAUUUAGAUGUUGCUGCCUUUACUGUUGUUUUUCUGUCUGGUACUGGAUGUGUGAGACCUCCUGCUUCUGCUCUCCAUGACUGCCUGACAUAAUAUAACUGAUUUAGAAGGUUGUGAAGGCUCAGCUAAAAACACUCCUUGCUUUUAUUGCACUACAUUACGUACAUAUAAUGUCAUACAAUCCUUUAAACCCACUGCUGUCAACAUGGGCAAAACCAAAGCUUCCUGGAUUUCAUGCCCAUGUCUUCUUCAAGGGAAAACGUGCAAUGCUUCAUAUGAGUCGAAAAGACUUACUGUAUGUUUCUUUUUAAAUUAAGUGCUUCAGGCUACUUA